Messenger RNA from Vicia faba (fava bean), 615 nucleotides. Lineage: Eukaryota; Viridiplantae; Streptophyta; Magnoliopsida; Fabales; Fabaceae. The record is from the annotation of a GenBank genome assembly.
AUGGCUUCAGCUCAGUCUGUGAAACCCUCUACUGCCAUUGAAGCCUGCCAACCGAAAACCCAACACAGCUCGUUCGGCCAAAAAAUAUCUGAGAUAACUAACAAAGCUUUCAAAGGACAUCAUGCUCGCCAUGGCAGUACUCAAAAUCAAGUCCAAAGCUACAGCUCCCAAAGUCAGGUUGAAUCAAAUGGCCACAAUGGCACCAAAACAGAAACUCACCAGUAUGGUCAUACUCAGACCCAACAUGACAAGAAGCAUGGUGUCACCAAAACCCAUAUCACAGUUUGUGUAGUUCAAGCAGAAAUCACUGAAACCAAAGAGGGUCCUUCUCCUUAUGGUGCAACUACAACAUGCUUUGGAACUCCUAAGAAAAACAGAGAGCUCAACAAUAAGAAAGAUAUCAAUUUGUUCCGGAGGAUUAAGAAUGGAAUGUCCCGCCAUAACGGUGAAGGAAACAGCAGCAGCAGCAGUGACAGCGAAAGCGAUGAUGAGAAGAAAAGUUCAAAGACAAAGACAAAGGUGGGUGCAACUGACAAUGAGAAGAAAUGUCCGAUGACAAAGCCAAAGGUAGGUGCACUUGAAGAUGAGAAGAAAUGUCCAAAGCCAAAGAAUUGA